AUAGUCUCGGUGCGGAAUGGCGUCGGGACACCGCCGUCUGCCAUACUUACAACGUGCAACCGCACACAAUAUAUUUACACAUAUAUUUAUAGCGGACGCUAGCACGAUGUGCGGGAGAAUGAGUGAGAGAGUGAGUGAUUAAGUGAGUUAGCGAGCAAAAGAGAUUUAAUUACGUAACGGUGACAACAACAAUACACCAGCAUAUCGACGUCGAUUAUCAAAAAAAGAUUCUGCUCGUCGCAAGUCGAUCUCAAUCGCAAUCGACAUCAUCAUCCUCAUACUCAUCAUAUGAGAGAGUCGCGCCCGCCGAGCACGGAGCAAGGAACAAAUAUGCAAUACACACCACAUAAUAGUUCUAAAAAUAAGUGAUUAAAUUUAGUAUAUAGCGUACACAGCAGAAGAGGCUUAUUAGUUUUGCGCCGCGUGCUGAGAAAAAGCAGCUUUUUUCUUUCCAAACGCCACCAAAAAAAUACCAAACCGAAAACCCGGUGGAUGAUCCGAAAAUCUUCCGUAGCACCGUGAAAAAUGGCGUUGGUCAUGCUGCCAUGCGAUCUGCCGUGGUGGGGUUCCGUUCAGAAACAACUCAAGAAGUUAGCCAACACGAAGAACACGCUAGAACUUAUCGAUGGAAUGCAGAAGAUACACGAUAUGUGCAACAUAAGUUUGGAUCCUGACGAGGAUACUCCGGACCCUCAUCAGUUCGUCGGUCUGCUAAACUUCCUGGACAAUGAUCUGACCAGCGAGGAGCGCAGCAACUUCCUCAACCAAACUCUUCCGUCGAUGGCAACCAGGGCUUCCAACCUGCGACAGCACAAACCCAAGUCUGGUCUUCACUUCAGCCUCCAACAGCAACCCGACUGCACCGAACUGGAGUACGAACUUGCGGCCUCUCUAGUAGCAAACGCCUUCUUUUCAACGUACCCAAAACGGACGAACAAAACGCAUCCCACGCUGCAGAACUUUAAUUUCAGCUACUUCUUCAAGAAUUUGGUUACAAAUUCGCAGAAAGCCAAACUAAAAAGCAUAUUACACUACUUUGAUUGGUUGAGUCUCGGUGAGAACGCCAAAGGAAAAAUGAAACUUUCCAGACAGGUGAUGUCUAGUAAAGAGUGGUUAACUAUCGAGGAUUGGUUGGAGUGCAAUCUUCCGCUUUGCCCCAUCCUGAUUAAGCACGAAGGAAAGCUGGAGAGGACGGACAAAGAGUCACUGAGCGUGUGCUUUUCGAGCACGAAACCCGGGGGACGUAUUCUGGAGAAUGGAAAUACUCAGGAAUCUAUGUGCAUGGCUUGCGUGCCUGAGCUUCUGGCGAUCAUGCUGCACGUGGAGUCGUUGGAGGACAAUGAGGUGGUGACGGUCGAGAAGGUGCGACGCGUGUCGCGGAUUGUCGAUCCGAAGAACCGCGCCACCCUGGAGAAGUUGAGGGAAGCCGAAGAGAUUACAAUGUGUUGUGUAGAUGCGGAAGACUAUUCGAAGCUCCCUCUGAGUCAGUACGAAGAAGACAACGUCCUCAGGGAGCUGAACAAAUGCUUAUUGGCAUACCAGCAGAAGCAAUCGGUGAGGGAGCAAUCGCCAAUUCUGCAACAACAGCAGCAACACAACAAGACCAGAAGGCUAUCGCCGAUCGGAGAAUCCAUCUCGCUCGGUUCCAACAGCGACCAACCACCUUCCAACCUUCCCAUCAUCACGCAAGAAUCCUGCAGCACAACGAGAAGCGGUUCUGCAUCACCUCGAUUCGAUAACAACAACUACACCAACAACAACAAGCUUCGGGUACAGUUGGAAUUCGAGCGAGGACUGCAGAACAAAGCGAAUACCGACGUCGUCAAUAACCGAAGAGGCAGAUUCAUAGUACUAGGUUCAUCCGGAGAAUGUCUUCCGGUGAAAAGAAAUCCAAUGUUGAGAGCGGCGAGUCGAUAUUCGAGCUGCAGCUCGAGCGACGAGGAAUUCCACAGCGCCAAAACGAGCGUCGAAGAUGAGAGCGAAGAAGAGGAGUUCCACAAGAGAUACAGCUUAGAUUUACAGACACCAGAACGAAGACAUACGUUUGCUGAAAGAUUAAAGGAUGCGCUGCGAAAAGAAGCCUCGAGUAUGAGCACAUCCACAGAAUCUAGUUACGCAGUUGGCAUCAACGUAACCGGAAGUGGCGUUGCCGAUCCAGACAUUAAAGUGAAAAGGAAAGGCUCGACUGGUUUUAUGCUACAAGAGGACUCCCUUGAUGAGGAGUUCUUGGUAGACUCGUUGAAACAGGAGAAACAGUGGAUCGACAAGUUCCGUAAUAAGCAGUCGGCCGUUCUUUCCAGAAAGGAAUCCAACAAGUCCAGCGAGUAUAGUUUUAGUACAGAUUACAGUUCCGAAUUGGAAGAAGUGUACGAGCAAUUCUCGAGAUGGCUGGAAGAUCCUAUUCUGCAGACGGAUAAAGGAGCUAAGAAGCAUCUGGAUGGACGCGAUUUGGCGGUAGUUCAGUUUGCUGGUUCAAUUCUUAAAAGAACGUUAAGUGAAUCCUUUGCCGGAGUUCCAUUGGUCGACGGAGAUAGCGCACCCAGCACAAAUGUGGGUGAAUACUCCAACGUGACGAAGAAGAAUAAGAUGGUUUUGAGCGCCAAAUCGUUGAGUUUGGAGCUGGCCAAACACAAGCAUCUACUUGCAGCCCAACUGAACGAGACUAUCGCUCCUGUUGUUGAGGAUACUCGAGCCCCUAAAAAGCGUUUGAAUUGGGUAGCUACUGUAGUUCAGACAUUAGAAGAUAUUUGCGUUAACGUAACAUUACCCCCACCGGUUAGAAUUACUAAUAAGAAGUUGUCGCAGAUAGCGCAGAAACCUAAAAAUGGGUUACGGUCCAUCUCCACGGGUAACUGGGGGUGUGGUUCAAGUAAAAAAGGGGAAGUGCAACUAAAAGUGAUCAUCCAAUGGCUGGCAGCGAGCGUCUCGGGCGUUCCCUCCAUCAUCUACUACACCUCCGGGCAUGGGGAAUUGGCAUCCCUAGACACCGUCUAUAGGAUCCUGAGGGAUAGGAAAUGGACUGUCAAGGAUUUGGCGGACGCAACGCUAAAAUACUCCGCCCGUAUGAUCGAAGGCCGCAACGAAAACUCGACCCUCUUCGAGGAGCUGAUCGGCGUAGAUCGAAAUUCAACGAACGACAAAAGAAACCAAUAACACUGUACAUAUAUUAUAUACACGUAAUUAAAACAAAUCGAAUCAAA
Nicrophorus vespilloides is the source of this 3200-nucleotide messenger RNA. RefSeq lists its product as uncharacterized. The transcript is spliced from 12 exons. Bases 526 to 3153 code for a protein of 875 amino acids. Gene Ontology annotation, cellular component: nucleus; cytoplasm. Lineage: Eukaryota; Metazoa; Arthropoda; Insecta; Coleoptera; Silphidae. Gene Ontology annotation, molecular function: poly(ADP-ribose) glycohydrolase activity. The record is from RefSeq and is a predicted model, not a curated record. Gene Ontology annotation, biological process: carbohydrate metabolic process; ATP generation from poly-ADP-D-ribose; nucleotide-sugar metabolic process.